CAGGCGAUUCUCAUUCGACUUUUGGCUCGUCUAAAAGAAAAUCAGCAAAAAUGAGUGGUAGAGGCAAAGGCGGUAAGGGACUCGGUAAAGGAGGCGCUAAGCGUCACCGUAAAGUUCUCCGUGAUAACAUCCAGGGAAUCACCAAGCCCGCCAUCCGUCGUCUGGCUCGCCGUGGCGGUGUGAAGCGUAUCUCCGGUCUGAUCUACGAGGAGACCCGCGGAGUGUUGAAGGUGUUCCUGGAGAAUGUGAUCCGUGAUGCCGUCACCUACACCGAGCAUGCCAAGAGGAAGACCGUGACCGCCAUGGAUGUGGUUUAUGCUCUGAAGAGGCAGGGACGCACUCUGUACGGCUUCGGAGUUAAGGCCCCGAAGAAAGGCUCCAAGAAGGCCGUGUCUAAAGCCACCAAGACCGGCAAGAAGAAGAGAAAGACCAGGAAGGAGAGCUACGCCAUCUACGUGUACAAGGUGCUGAAACAGGUCCACCCCGAUACCGGCAUCUCCUCCAAGGCCAUGGGCAUCAUGAACUCCUUUGUUGGGGACAUCUUUGAGCGCAUCGCCGGUGAGGCUUCCCGCCUUGCUCACUACAACAAGCGCUCCACCAUCACCUCCAGGGAGAUCCAGACCGCCGUCCGCCUGCUGCUGCCCGGUGAGCUGGCCAAACACGCCGUGUCUGAGGGCACCAAGGCCGUCACCAAGUACACCAGCUCCAACGAAUCUAAAAGAAGACCAGUGAAAAUGAGUGGUAGAGGCAAAGGCGGUAAGGGACUCGGUAAAGGAGGCGCUAAGCGUCACCGUAAAGUCCUCCGUGAUAACAUCCAGGGAAUCACCAAGCCCGCCAUCCGUCGUCUGGCUCGCCGUGGCGGUGUGAAGCGUAUCUCCGGUCUGAUCUACGAGGAGACCCGCGGAGUGUUGAAGGUGUUCCUGGAGAAUGUGAUCCGUGAUGCCGUCACCUACACCGAGCAUGCCAAGAGGAAGACCGUGACCGCCAUGGAUGUGGUUUAUGCUCUGAAGAGGCAGGGACGCACUCUGUACGGCUUCGGAGGUUAAACGUGAUCCUGACCCAUUGAUCUCAAAACACAAAGGCUCUUUUAAGAGCCACC
This is a messenger RNA of Thunnus maccoyii (southern bluefin tuna), 1099 nucleotides long. RefSeq lists its product as uncharacterized. The transcript has 3 exons. Gene Ontology annotation, molecular function: protein heterodimerization activity; DNA binding; structural constituent of chromatin. Gene Ontology annotation, biological process: nucleosome assembly. NCBI's taxonomy places the organism in Eukaryota, Metazoa, Chordata, Actinopteri, Scombriformes, Scombridae. The coding region runs from base 51 to 1046 and encodes 331 amino acids. Gene Ontology annotation, cellular component: nucleosome. The record is from RefSeq and is a predicted model, not a curated record.